This is a messenger RNA of Diaporthe citri, 1455 nucleotides long. RefSeq lists its product as uncharacterized. The coding region runs from base 1 to 1455 and encodes 484 amino acids. The transcript has 7 exons. The record is from RefSeq and is a predicted model, not a curated record. NCBI's taxonomy places the organism in Eukaryota, Fungi, Ascomycota, Sordariomycetes, Diaporthales, Diaporthaceae.
AUGGAGACUGAUCAACAGGAGAUAUCCAUCUUGUCCAUGGACAGCGUACCCAUCGUCGACGCAAUCAAACAAGGGCAGCUUACAAGCGUCCAGGUGACGACGGCGUUUUGCAAGGCUGCUGCCGUUGCACAUCAGAUCAACAAUUGCCUUCAUGAGAUCUUUUUCGAUCAAGCGCUGGAACGCGCCAAGGAGCUCGACGAGCAUUACAGGAAGCAUGGUACCACAAUGGGGCCGCUUCAUGGGCUACCAGUCAGCUUGAAGGAUCAGUUCCACGUCAAAGGCAUCGAUACCACCACCGGCUAUGUAGGCUGGAUAGGAAGCAACAUGGGCAUCAAAGACCUAAGUCAGCCUCACAAAAUCGAGAGCCAAAUCACCAGAGAGCUGCUGUCCCUGGGGGCUGUCCUCUACUGCAAGACCAGUUCUCCCCAGACGCUGUUCUACGUUGAGACCAUCAAUCACAUCAUCGGCCAGACUCUCAACCCAAACAAUCAAAACCUCUCAUGUGGAGGCUCCUCCGGGGGCGAGGGGGCGCUGAUAGCACUUCGAGGCAGCACAAUCGGCGUGGGCGCUGACAUUGGCGGAUCAAUUAGGAUACCAGCUGCGUUCAACGGCGUAUUCGGAAUCAAACCGACGCCUGGGAGGCUCUCCUCGCGAGACAUGGCCGAUACAAACCCCGGCCAGACCACGUACAGGGCGACCACAGGCUUCUUGAGCACGUCGCUCGACGGCAUUGAGCUUGUGCUCAAGUCCGUUCUAUCAACGCAGCCUUGGAUCCGAGAUCCGGUUGUAGUUCCGAUGCCCUUCCGCCAGGAAGUCUUCGAUGAAUAUCUCUCACGCGCUCAAUCUGAUGGGACCGCGAGCAGUGGGCGCCCUCCGCUGAAGCUUGGUAUUAUGUGGACAGAUGGUCUCGUUCAACCUCACCCUCCCAUAUCUCGAGGCCUACGCAUGGUCUCCGAUGCUCUAGAGAAAGCCGGCCAUAAGGUUGUGAACUGGGACCCACCGUCACAUGUGACCGCCAAAAACAUCCAUCUCUCGAUUAUCAUGGCCGAUGGAACGGCAGACGUCUACAAACAUCUCGAGCGGUCCGGGGAGCCAAUGAUUCCCGAGCUUGCCAGUCGUGGCAUGCGCCUCCGACCACCCAUGGGCCUGCUAGAUUUUCAGGACUUCACAUUGAAAGGACUGGAGUUUGAAGCAAAAUACUCGGAUUACUGGAACUCGACGGGUGACAAAGAUGACUAUAAGCCCCGUGGCAAGCUCGAUAAGAGCAACUGGGAGACCUAUGACCCAGAAAUAUACGAUGGCGCACCAGUGGGUCUUCAGGUGGUGGCUAGAAAGUUCGAGGAAGAAAAGGUUUUGGCCAUCGCGAAGAUCGUCCAUCGGGCUCUGAAAAAUGCAGAGAGCGGCCAAGAAUUUGGAGGAGCUCAUUCGGACGGAGAUAUUCCCAGUCGGCUGUGA